AUGUUUAGGUCACUUGUUAAUAAGCUAGAAGGAGUGAAUCCAAGGAAGUUAAAUCAUGAAGAGAAGCUAGCUUUCUGGAUUAACAUACACAACUCUUUGGUUAUGCACUCGAUUCUUGUCUACGGGAACCCAAAGAACAGUAUGAAAAGAGUCUCUGGAUUGCUGAAGGCAGCGUAUAAUGUUGGAGGUCGAAGCUUGAACUUAGAUACCAUUCAGACAUCAAUCCUUUGUUGCCGCGUCUCUCGUCCAGGACAGGUCUUUAGGUUCUUGUUUGCUUCUAAAUCAAAGAGUAAAGCUGGAGACUUAAGUAGAGAUUAUGCUAUAACUCACCCUGAGCCUCUUCUUCAUUUCGCACUUUGCUCUGGGAACUUCUCAGAUCCAUCAGUUCGUAUUUAUACGCCCAAGAACGUGAUGAUGGAGCUAGAAUGUGGUAGAGAUGAGUAUGUAAGAUCAAACGUAGGGAUCUCUAAAGACAACAAGAUUCUUUUGCCGAAGCUUGUUGAAUUAUACGCCAAGGACACUGAGCUUUGCAACAUUGGCGUUCUCGAAAUGAUCGGGAACUGUCUGCCUUGCGAUGCAAGAAAUAGAAUCGAGCAAUGUCGAAACAAGAAGCAUGGGAAGUUCUCUAUAGAUUGGGUUGCACAUGAUUUCAGAUUCGGGUUUCUUCUCUGA
Molecule: messenger RNA, 672 nt
Organism: Arabis nemorensis
Lineage: Eukaryota; Viridiplantae; Streptophyta; Magnoliopsida; Brassicales; Brassicaceae
Source: the annotation of a GenBank genome assembly